AGUACACAUGAGAAUACACACUGGGGAAAAACCCUUUACAUGUGAAAUUUGCACCAAACAGUUUUCAUCCAAGAAAUAUGUAACUAGGCAUAGAAGAGUGCAUACUGGUGAAAAACCAUUUGAAUGUGAAAUUUGUACCAAACAGUUUGCAAGAAACGCACAUUUAACUGAACAUAUGAGAGUGCAUACUGGUGAAAAACCUUUCACAUGUAAAAUAUGCACCAAACAGUUUUCAAGAAACACACAUUUAACUAGACAUGAUAGUGCAUACUGGUGAAAACCCGUUUAAAUGUGAAAUUUGUACCAAAAAGUUUUCAACAAACACAAAUUUAACUAGACAUAUGCGAGUGCAUACCGGUAAAAAACCAUUCGCAUGUGAAGUAUGUAACAAACAGUUUUCAGGAAGUUGGAAUUUAAAAUCACAUAUGGUAGUACACAGCGGUGAAAAAGCUUUUUCCUGUGAAAUUUGUGCUAAAAAGUAUUCACAAAGUUCUACUUUACAAUCACAUAUGAGAGUGCAUACUGGUGAAAAACCUUUCACAUGCCAAAUAUGCAACAAACAGUUUUCGCAAAGAUCUGGUUUAGAAUAUCAUAUGAAAGUGCAUACUGGUGAAAAACCGUUUGAAUGUGAAAUUUGCAGCAAACAGUUUUCAACGAAACAAAUUUUAAAUACACAUAUGAGAAUGCAUACUGGUGAAAAACCUUUCACAUGCCGAAUAUGCAACAAACAGUUUUCACACAGUUCUAAUUUAAAUAAUCAUAUGAAAACACACACAUGAAUGUAUUCAAUGUUGCUUUGGUACACCUUUUAAAACGUAGACUUUAUUACGAAUCGGGAAAAAUGACUGCGUAGUGGUAGCAAAUACUAUAUACUAUAGACUAUAAUACAUCCAACUCCGCAGAAAACUGGCAGCACGUUGCUGCCAGCGCCUCUGCCGGCUGGAGUUGAUAACUACAUGUUUUCAACGUUGACAUACAAAUUUAAUUUUGUUCAUUUUUUGAUAACUAGCUAAUCUUGGUAAAUGUGUUUGUAUUUUUAUACAAAAUGUCUUAUAAAAUGGGUUCGGUAAAGUGGAUUCUCAGCAAAUGCCUAGGAUGGCAACAAAAUUAACUAAAAAGUGUAUUCCUUUGCCCCCAUUCACCCUGAACAGAGGGUGUUUAGCUGCAAUUUUUUGUUUCAAGAAAGCUAACCCAAGAGUGCAUGGAAAAUUUAUUUUCUAUUAUUAGGGAUAAGGGUUUUAUAAUACAUUCUGAUAGUGUGAAAUUUAUUUGUACUUAUAAAGGGAGAUUCAGAUAAAAUUAAUGAUAUAUUUAAAAGGUAUUUUUAAUAAAAUUGUAUACAAGGGGGCGUUAAAAAUGUUAAAUAUAAAUUAAAAUUAAAAUGUUACAAGAAACUCUCCAAAAUGAAUGUACAAAUUGUCGCAAAAAAAAUUUUUUGACCUGUCAAGCUCUUUUAAUCCGAUUCUUAAAAGCAGCCAAGGAGACACCAAACAUUUGCAAGUUAUUCUCGUUUAUAAUUUUUAGUGUUCGCUCAAUGGGCGAAUGCAUACCAUAGUUUGUUCGAUGAAAAGGUAUAUAAAACAAAUCAACAUGUCUGAGACUUCUGGAGGGAACAUAUAAAUUAAUAGAUUGGAGAAGUUCAGAACAACAAAUUUAACCAUUUAUUAAUUUAAACACAAAUACCAAAUCAGAGUUAUCUCAUCGAGUUUUUAAUAAAUUCAUGUUGAGUGUUUUUAAAAUAUAGGUAUAAUCAUGAUUAGUAAUGCGUAUGUUUAAUUUGUAUGCACAAUAUCUCAAAAAUUUAUUCUGCAAUCUCUCCAACGUAGUAGAAUGAGCUUGGUAUUGUGGAGACCAUACAAUAGAUGCAUAUUCCACUUUAGAUACAACCAAAGCAUAAUAUACCGUUCUUAAAGCCCCUGCAGAUAGUCUCAGACAGUUGCGAAUGAUAAAGCCCAAAGAUUUUGAUGCAUUUACUGUUACACUAUUUAUAUGUUGCACAAAACGCAACUGCUCAUCAAAUGUGACUCCUCAAGUCUUUUAUUGUUUUAACAUAAGACAAUUCAUUUUCAUUAAUUGUGUAAGAAGUAUCAUAUUUUUUAUUACCUCUAAAAAAGCUUAUAUAACAGCA
Molecule: messenger RNA, 2128 nt
Organism: Diabrotica virgifera virgifera (western corn rootworm)
Lineage: Eukaryota; Metazoa; Arthropoda; Insecta; Coleoptera; Chrysomelidae
Product: zinc finger protein 235-like
Exons: 1
Coding region: 258-779 (173 amino acids)
Biological process (GO): regulation of transcription by RNA polymerase II
Molecular function (GO): DNA-binding transcription factor activity; RNA polymerase II cis-regulatory region sequence-specific DNA binding
Source: RefSeq, a predicted model, not a curated record